AUGGAGGACGGGGAGGAGGAAAAAAACGAGUCGUUCGACGAGGCGAAGAAGAACGCGAACUGCGUGGGCCCAUCCGCGACGACCGCGGGGAAAGCGUCGGCGUGCGACGGAUGCCCGAACCAAAAAGAGUGCGCGAGUGGGAAAUUUCAAAACGUGAACAACGGGGAAAAGACGGAAGAGGAACUCGCGAUUGCGAGUCGACUCGCGGAGUGUAAACGCGUCGUCUUGGUGCUCUCCGGGAAAGGAGGGGUUGGGAAAUCGACCAUGGCGCAAGCGAUGGCGAGAGAGUUAUCGGAAACGAGCAAAGUUGGGCUUUUGGAUAUCGAUAUAUGCGGGCCGUCGGUGCCGACGAUGACGAAAAAAGAAGGUGCCGACGUCCACAGAAGCAACGGCGGGUGGCAACCGGUGUACGUGACGGAGAAUUUGAGCGUCAUGUCGAUUGGAUUCUUGCUGCCGAAUAAAGACGAUUCGGUCGUGUGGAGAGGUCCGAGGAAGAAUGGUUUGAUUAAGCAGUUUUUGUGCGACACGGAGUGGGGGGAGUUGGAUUAUUUAAUCGUCGACGCGCCGCCGGGGACGAGCGACGAACACUUGAGCAUCGUGCAGUAUUUAAAAGGAGGGGCAAAGAUUGAUGGUGCUCUGAUAGUCACGACGCCGCAAGAGGUGGCCAUGGCAGACGUGAGAAAAGAGGUGAAUUUUUGCGAAAAGACUGGGGUGAAGGUUUUAGGGGUGGUUGAGAAUAUGAGUGGGUCAGAUUUGAGGUUAGGGGAGGUGACGUUUAGUUUAGACGACGGGACGGAGGAUGUGACUGCGUUGGUGAGAGAAGCGUUAGACGCGAAAGGGAUAGAUUCGAGUCGUUUAACGAUUGAUUGUCCGGUAUUUGCGGCGACGAGAGGUGGAGCGGAGCACAUGUGUAAAGAGAAAGGAAUUCCUUUUCUAGGGAAGGUUCCGAUAGAUACCGGAAUCGGGAGAGCGGGUGAAGAUGGGGAUUCGGUGUUUGGAGACGCGUCGAUGGCAACCGGGAAGUCGAAAGCGGCGUUGAGAGCAGUCAUUAGAAAACUAGUCGCUAAUUUACAAUAA
Messenger RNA from Bathycoccus prasinos, 1077 nucleotides. RefSeq lists its product with no specific name. Gene Ontology annotation, biological process: iron-sulfur cluster assembly. The coding region runs from base 1 to 1077 and encodes 358 amino acids. Gene Ontology annotation, cellular component: cytosol. Gene Ontology annotation, molecular function: ATP-dependent FeS chaperone activity; 4 iron, 4 sulfur cluster binding; ATP binding. Lineage: Eukaryota; Viridiplantae; Chlorophyta; Mamiellophyceae; Mamiellales; Bathycoccaceae. The transcript has a single exon. The record is from RefSeq and is a predicted model, not a curated record.